Megalops cyprinoides (Indo-Pacific tarpon) is the source of this 3773-nucleotide messenger RNA. RefSeq names its product CD248 molecule, endosialin a (gene cd248a). Gene Ontology annotation, molecular function: extracellular matrix protein binding; calcium ion binding; extracellular matrix binding. Gene Ontology annotation, cellular component: external side of plasma membrane; extracellular matrix. NCBI's taxonomy places the organism in Eukaryota, Metazoa, Chordata, Actinopteri, Elopiformes, Megalopidae. The record is from RefSeq and is a predicted model, not a curated record. Gene Ontology annotation, biological process: cell migration. The coding region runs from base 258 to 2480 and encodes 740 amino acids. The transcript has a single exon.
CUCUGGGGAAGAGCUGCAGGCGCUCAACUCUCAAACAGAACCCCAUUACCAGGGAAGGAGUGAGGACGGAGGAGAGCGAGAUUGGGAGAGAGACUUGGUGAGAGAGCAGAAAGGAGAAAAGUUUGGAGAGAGAAAAGUCAGGAGGGAGGAGAUCGGACAGGGGACCUUCGGAAAAGGACAGCGUUUAAAUAGAAGGAGACAGAAAGAGGAAAAAUAGAGAGGGACAAACUGUGAGUAGAGUUACAUUGCUGUGAAAGAUGUGGUCUGCCGUGUGUUUCUGCGCCCUCCUCUCGGCCCUGUGUGCCUUCUGGGCUCCCUGCGCGCAGGGCCAGGACCUGCACGAGCGGGACGCCCUGUGUAACGAGGAGGGCUGCUACGUGGUCUACUUCCAGCGCAAGACCUUCCUGGAGUCGUGGAGGAGCUGCAGGGAGAGGGGCGGGGACCUGGCCACCAUGAAGCGUCCCGAGGAGGCGGCGCGGAUCCAGGAACUGCUGUCGGGCGUGGAGAGGCGCGGCCCGCGGGCCCGGAUCCGGGUGUGGAUCGGGCUGCAGAGGCAGCCGCGGCAGUGCUCCGCCACCCGCCCGCUGCGCGGCUUCACCUGGACGACGGGCGACCACGACACGCAGUACACCAACUGGCUGCGGGAGGACUCCCCCAGCACCUGUGCUGUGCUGCGCUGCGUGGUGGUCACCCACAGCACCGCCAGCCAGGAGCAGCGCGAUAACUUCAAGUGGCUGGACGGGUCCUGCUCGCUGCCCGUGGACGGCUUCCUCUGCCGCUUCACCUACCGGGGCAUGUGCCCGGCCAUCCCGGGCGAGGGGGGCCCCGGCUCUGUGCUCUACAGCACCCCCUUCCACCUGCUCAGCACCCUGCUCACCCAUGUGCCCUUCGGCUCGGUGGCCACCGUGCCCUGUCCCGGCGAUGCCCGGGAGGACCCGUCGGUUCUGUGCGUGCUGCGGGACGAUGGGACUGUGGGCUGGUCCCGGGACAGCCCCCUGUGCUCCAACGCCCAAGCGAAGAGCUUCUGCGAGCAGGACAACGGUGGGUGCCAGCACCUGUGCCGGGACGACGGCCCCCACUCCUUCUGUGAGUGCUUUGGCGGCUUCCGGCUGGCAGAGGACGGGCAGACCUGUCUGCAGGAAAACCCCUGCAGGGAGGCGCCCUGCGAGUUCGAAUGCGAGCCCGCGGAGGACGGCGGGUACCGCUGCACCUGCCCGGACGGGUACCUGCUGGCACCAGACGGGCUGGCCUGCCUGGACGUGGACGAGUGUGAGCAGAGCCCGUGCCCGCAGCUGUGCGUCAACGCGCCCGGCACCUUCGAGUGCCGCUGCCACCACGGCUACCAGCCCGACGACCAGGGCCAGUGCGCCGACGUGGACGAGUGCCGGGGCCGCCCCUGCGAGCAGGCCUGCGAGAACACUGCCGGCUCCUACGCCUGCCACUGCCACCUGGGCUUCAGCCCCGCCCCCGAGGACCCCGCCCGAUGCCAGGACACCGACGAGUGCCAGAUCCCGGGCUCCUGCGAGCACAUGUGUGUCAACUACGUGGGCGGCUUCCAGUGCCACUGCAGGGAGGGCUAUGAGCUGCAGCAGGACUACUCCUCCUGCAGACCCGUCCCCAGCCAUGACGAGUCUACCACCGCUGCCCCCUCUUUCCCAUGGUUCACCAGCCUUCCGGAAAGCUCCUGGCUCCCCGAGGCUCCCGGCUUCCCUGACUGGCCUCCCCAGCUGCCCGAAGGUGACUGGCCAGAGAGCACUUCACCUUUGACCUGGCUGACCGACCCUCCCAGCCUGGAGGGGCUGCCCACCGACCUGACCUGGCUCACCGACGUGACGCAGGAAGAUCCUGAUAGGCCGGAAGUGGAGACCGAGCCCAUCUGGGCUGAACCGGAUUGGACGGAGGCGGUGGAACCCACCUUCACGCCCUCGCCAAGCCCCGCCUCCACCGCCGCCCCGGAUUGGCUAGAAGAGGAGACCACUCCCAGUCCUCCCGCUACCCUCACCCCGACACCCGAAGGAGGGGCGUGGAACUUUUGGCGCAUCUCGACUUCCUCCACGGCCCCCGAGGAAAGUGUCGAGAGAGGAGGGGUGGCGCCGCCCUCCGGCGAGGACGCCCCCUCCGAAUUCGGAGACGGCAGCCCAGUCUCCUGGCCCCAGCCCACCCCGAAGGCGGAACCGGACUUCGUCCCAGAGGAGGUCGACGGGGCGGCGGUCGACACCGACCCCCUCACCCCCCCGGCGGGCACGGGUGCCCCGCCCGGCGGCAGUGACAGCAGUCAGCAGCAGAGCAGCAGCUGGCUGCUGGUGGCCCUCCUGGUGCCCCUCUCCAUCUUCGUGGUGGUGAUGGUGGCGCUGGGCAUAGUUUACUGCACCCGCUGCGCCGUCCAGCCCCGCAACAAGAAGAACAACGACUGCUACCACUGGAUCUCCGGCGCCGGCGACAAGCCGGGGGCUCAGGCCACCGCCCAGUCCGGCGUCUAGCCAGGACAGCUCCCAGCCAGCGCGGGGAAGGGACACCAAACUGUGCAUAAAACUGUGUUUUAUUUUAACGCCAGAGAAGAGGAGGAGUACCGGACCACUCACCUGCCUCCUGCUGCCACCCUCCACUGCGAUGCUUUCUGCCAGGACGGCUCUGAGGGCUGUGCAGUGGAGGGUGAGAGUAGCUUCAGGGAAAACCACUGAUUCCGCUCGUCUUGGGUUGCUCUGACAGCAGUCAGAACCACACUAUCACACUCGCAGCGAACGUGUAACGCCAGACGGCUGCUCUCUAGGGCUGUGGAAGCGAGCUCGGUGAAGUGUGGCAGCUAUGCAAAGAUUCUCUGCACGCAGCUCACACAAGUAGAGUAGUUGUCCAGCUAAGGCUAGACGGCCCUCUUGAAAAGCGCUUUCAAAGGUGUAAUGGGAUUGACAUGUUGGAGACGGCCACUGCAGCUUGAGGACAUGCUUAUUGUUUUUGCUCCUUGAGCCUUGCUUCACUUACAGACAUUCUUCUGUUCGUCUACAGCCUCGAGACGACUGCGUUCACUUCUGUUAUUAUGUCUGUUUUUGCAAUGGUUCUUUGUGAUUACAUUGUGUGCAUCCUUCUGAUUCACACAAUGAGUUGCGCAUUGGAAAAUGUCCAUUUAUGAAGCAUAAUAUCAUAUUUGUAUAUACGCGUGUGUGUAUGUGUGUGUGUGUGUGUGUGUGUGUGUGUGUCUCUGUCUGUGUGUCUGCAUAUGUAUGCAGAUGUGUAUAGAAAUUUGCAGUGAGCCAUUUGCUAUGCAUAAUGAUAUGCAAAAUGCAUACAAUUAGUGCCUUCAUUUCCGUGACUUUCUUAUGGGUAAUCUGACACAGUGAUCAAACGGUAUGUCCUUGCCUUAAAGGAAUUAAUACCCCCAUCCAAACGAGAAAAUUAACCCCUCAUUGUUCUGUUUGAAAACCUUAGGAGUGAUCAGCUAGAUCAGGCAAAUUUAGCAAACUGCAACAGAGGAAGGAGUCCUAUCCUAGGGGUCAGUCGUGAGUUUGAAAGCUGUAUUCACUGCUUCUUUGUAUUCCUCCAAUCCCAUCUCUUUCCUGAUGGAGAGAUGGAGUCUUCAGCUGUCCAUUCCAGGCUUUGGAAGGCCAUGGCUGUUAUGCAGGGACAGCACCCCCUACCAACAUUUAGAGUAAUUGCAGCCUGAAUUUAGAAGUUGUCCAUGACACACUGCUUCCAGUCCCAAUGACUGGGAACAUUAUCUUCCUGUGUCCGAUUUCGAGGGCUAUAAUUGAUAAGAAAGGUUUUUUGAUUUUUUUAAA